CAUAAACCAAUAAUGUUAGCCACUACAAACUGAUAUUGAUCUUUGAAUUCCACAAAGUAUUGGCUUCAAUAUUUGAUAUUUCAUAUCGCAGACUUGAAUUCAAAGACUGUUUUAUUAUUGCUAUGUGAGUAUAUAUUAAUCAAGUCAAUACAAACAAACUGCAAACAAGAUGAAUAUCAAGACAAAUACAUCAAAUUUGAGUAGUCACUCAAGCCCUACUUCAUACUACAGAGCUAUAAAUUCACCUCUCCAGUGCUGCUUUGAUUUUUGGAAGGUUCAAAAGUUUACAUUUGAAAGAGGACUAAGGUUCAAGGUUCAAAACUCAAACUGCAUACCUUCCUCUCGACGACUUUGAUAUUCAGCGACAUCAUUAUAUCUAUUUGCAAUGAAAUAAUGAAGAGCUGUCACUAACUUCCUACAGUGUCAUGACACGAAAAUAUGGCAAGAAACGUCCUGCUGUCAGUGCGGCGGCUGUAGCCAUCUUUGGAUCCGCAACUCAACCAAUUGCUUCCAAAAUUGGGGACCCCAUUUCAACUCGAACGUCACAAUCACCAUCCGUUGACCUUGAAAGUAUCACCAAUGUUCUUGAAAACACCAACCUCGGAGCAUCUGUUGAUGAUGUCACAAUUCUUCUCGAAAGGACGAAUCUAGAAAGUGGUGUUGAGCUUAUUAAAACCCCGGUUGACGUUUAUGAGAACACCAAUCAAAAUCCUUCUCCUGAUGAUGUCGCCAAUCUCCUAGAAAGGACGACUUUGGGUAGUGCCGGGGGCGAAACUACUUUUGUGGAGGAACAUUUAGUCCCAACAGAAGCGGAAGUAGAAGUACAAGUUCCUCAAACAUCCCUUCCAAUUGCUCCUGCCCUACCUCCACUCAAUCCCCGCCUAGCAGCCUCUCUCUCACCUCUUCUCGAUGCCUACGAAAAGGACAAUGGCUAUUCUCUAGCCACUAAAAAUUGGGACGAUGUCCUAGCGCCUGGCUGUAGUAUUCAAAAAAUAGCUGAAGCAUCAUAUGCAGAAGUAUUCCGUAUAUCAAACCCAGUAGGCUCUUCAAUCCUCAAACUUCUCCGCCUCAAAGUUCCUACAGAUCCUACGUCAAAGAGAUCCGAUACCGCAAUUAAAGUUGAAACGGUCGUAUCUGAAAUGCGUCUUAUGAAUGCACUUACAGAAAUUCCCGGCUUUGUAAAGUUCAAAGAUGCACAUAUAGUGGAAGGAAAACCACCAGCCGCUUUUGUAACAGCAUAUGAAGGUCACUUGAAUGCUGGCGGAGAAUCCUAUUUUCCACAUCCAAACAAGAUUUCCAAACAUGCAGUGUUCCUAGCCAUUGAGCUCGGUGACGCAGGACAUGUAUUGGAGAAAUAUUCAAUCAAGAACGCCGAUCAACUCUGGGACAUAUUUCUCGGUGUUGUCAUCGCUUUAGCAAGAGCAGAAAUCGAACAUGAAUUCGAGCACCGCGAUCUCCACGAAAACAAUAUAUGUAUCCUCGAACAUACCCCUCCUGCAAUCACCUCCAAAUCAAAAUUGAGGUCGAAAUCUAAGUCCCAAACUCCGACCUCCCCCCACAAAUUUGGCAACUCGGGCCUAGAAAUAACAAUCCUUGACUAUGGUCUCUCCCGCGCAACCAUCUACCCCCACCCCUCCCCCUCAAAUCCAUCUCCACCCCCAGAAACUGUCUUUUAUAACCUCGAAUCCGACACUGCAGUAUUCUCCUCCUUCGAACCCUCCUCCAUCGCCGGCAUCCAAUUCGAUACCUACCGUCGAAUGCGCGCUUAUCUAUUCUCAGGAGGCCACUCGAACACUAACGAUAAUACACCCAACAAAGCUAUCCGCGAUGCCCUCAAAAAGAAGACACAUUCAUGGGAAGAGUAUAUGCCAUAUACCAACGUACUAUGGUUAUAUUUCCUGAUAGAAUAUCUAACAGAAGUAGCGCCAAAAGGAGGAAGAGGGAAACAGGGAAAACAAGCGUGGAUAAGAGAAACGGAGGAAUUAAGAUGGCUUUUACAUCCUGAUUGGGUUCCUGGAAAUGGACAGGAUGGAAUUGCUAUGGAAGAACAAGAAGAGGAAUUGGGACUGGGGUCUGCAGGUGAUGUGUUGCAAUAUGCAUUUGAUAUGGGCUGGAUCCAUGAAGAAGAUCUAGAGGAUUUAGAUACGAGUCGUUUAAGUUUACGAGAAGAUUCUUAAUUGUGAAGUGGAUAGGAAGAAGAAAUCUUCGCCGGUAGUAAGAGAUAUUAGUCGAUGAAUCUGAGAAGCCGUGUCGAAGCUCUAUUUUUGGGAAUUGAGGUGGCGCGGCGGGGAGGAGUUACCUGGUUUUUGGCGUUCUUUGAAUUUUCGGAUAUUGCAUGCAAUGGCAUGGCAUGGAUUGGUAUUGCAUGGGAUGGGAUGGUAUGGAGUGGUAUAGCACUUUGAUGAAUAUCUAGAGUCUGGCUGUAAAUCAAUUCCUGAGAGUAACAUUUCUGUACGCACGAAGAACUUUGAUAUAGCGGCAUAGGAGUAGCAGGGAAGAUCUGUUUGUUUCACGAAUGUGAAACAUAUGAUAUAGAAAUGCCAUACCUAUGUAAGAUAUGAUGGUAAAAUCGUCAAUCAUCCAUCAUUCAUCCAUCAUUCAUCAACUAAUCAUCAAUCGGAAGUAAAAUAUAGUAUAUACCUAUCUAAUA
Molecule: messenger RNA, 2650 nt
Organism: Sclerotinia trifoliorum
Lineage: Eukaryota; Fungi; Ascomycota; Leotiomycetes; Helotiales; Sclerotiniaceae
Source: the annotation of a GenBank genome assembly